CUAAGCGAUACCGAUAACAGAUGGACCUGCACCGUAAAACCAACGACCAUCUUCCCUAUUCGAGUAUUGCAAGCUCCGUCGAGCGAAUUUGUCGGCUACGACCGCACUAUUUCAUUCAUUACUGUGUUCUCCGGGCGCAAUGUCGUCCUCGAAUAAACCAUUACUUGCACCAGAUCGACCAUCCUCGGAGCAUUCGUUUGAGAUGUCGGCAUCCGAAGAGGAUACACUGCUGACCGGCACUCGUGCCCGAGAAGCUUCACCUCAACGCCGUUCUCCCUUCUGGAGAGAAGUUGGCUUAUUCAUAUGGGCAGUUGUAGCUACAGCUGCCGUCAUAAUUCUCGGGGUCCUUACCCAGCACCGACGAGAGACAACUCCUGGCGAUGUCGGGAACAAACCAAGUGGGAAGCGCAACCUCGUCUUCAUGGUUUCCGACGGCAUGGGACCUGCAAGUCUUUCCCUGACACGAAGCUUUAGGCAAUACGAAGGGAAACUGGCUAUCGAUGAUAUCUUACAACUGGACCAGCAUCUCAUAGGGCAGUCACGCACCAGGUCCAGCAGCAGCUUGGUUACAGACUCGGCAGCCGGCGCAACAGCAUUCUCCUGCGGACUCAAGAGCUACAAUGGAGCCAUUUCAGUUCUACCAGACCACACAGCGUGUGGAACCGUGUUAGAGGCAGCAAAGAAGGCGGGAUACCUGACGGGACUAGUGGUUACGACAGACCUCACGGAUGCGACACCUGCGUGCUUCGCUUCCCAUGUGAACUUGCGUUCAGAGGGGGACAGCAUUGCCGCACAAGAAGUCGGAGAACACCCGCUUGGCAGAGUUGUGGACUUGAUGCUCGGCGGUGGCCGCUGUCACUUCCUGCCCAACACGACAGAGGGGAGCUGCAGAAAAGACACCAGAGACAUCACCAAGCUCGCUCAAGAGAAAUACGGAUGGAACUACAUCAAUGAUAGGGCAGGAUUUGAUAAGCUGAAGCUCGGAAAGGACGUGAAGCUGCCGCUGCUAGGGCUGUUUGCUGGGUCUGACAUUCCUUAUGAAAUCGAUCGUCGCAAUCAGAACGAUAUCUACCCAUCAUUGGAUGAAAUGGCUAGAACCGCUCUCACUGCCCUGGAGGCAGCCACCAAGGACAGCGAUAAGGGAUUCUUUCUCUUGAUCGAGGGAAGCCGUAUUGAUCAUGCUGGUCACGGUAACGACCCAGCAGCACAGGUCCACGAGGUUCUUGCCUAUGACAAGGCCUUUGGUAGCGUCCUGAAAUUCCUCGCCGAGAGCAAGGAUGAAGGAGUUGUUGUCGGUACUAGCGAUCACGAAACCGGCGGCUUGUCCAUCGCAAGGCAAAACAACCCAACCUACCCGGAAUACCUCUGGUACCCAGAGGUGCUCUCCAAGGCCACCCACUCUGCUGAGCAUCUCGGUUUUGAACUCUUCGAUCGCGCUGAGGCAGCUAAGUCUACAUCGGAGGAUAUCGAGAAAUUUGUUCGCAACACCCUUGUGAAAGACGGCCUUGGUAUUACUGAUGCUAAAGACGAUGAAAUCCGUGCCAUUUUAGAUAACCCACUAGUGGCCUCUCCUCUCUUCGCCAACAUGAUCAGCAAGCGGGCGCAGAUCGGCUGGAGCACUCACGGCCACUCCGGCGUGGAUGUGAAUAUUUAUGGGUCGAAGGGCUCUGAGAAGCUAAUCGGCAACCAUGAAAACACCGAUGUCGGGAAGUUCCUGAGGGAGUAUUUGGACGUCGAUGUUGAGGCUAUUACAAAGGAGCUGAACAAGAAGUCCAGCGCGUUCGGGGUAGCGAGCGUAGGAGAGGGGUGGACUGGGCCUAUUCCCACUGAGGAAGAGAUGUUAAAGGCAGCUGAUCAUUACGAUGCUUCUCUGAACCAUCGCAGACAUUGAGGCUUAGUCCACAAUAUAAGGCGAGUCCAUUAUUGUCAUUUCAACACUUUUGUUUAGCCUUGUGCUUGUCAUGAAUACCUACGGGGUUAUCAUUUCAGAGUUCAACGGUCGUUUAUGUAACAAUAUACCCAUGAAUUUUAUCUCUCUGUAUUCUGCUCACUGACCCGUAUCUUACUUACGCAGCGCAAUCUACGUUCAGUCGUCAAUAACACCAAAUUUUAUUACAACUGAGCCCGGGCACGUGAUUACAAUAGGUGCAAGAGGCAACAAACUUCUCACAAACCAUCCCAGAGUUUCACGAACCCGUAACUCAUUGUGGAUCGGGUAGUCGUUUGAUUCCACGUCUCUAUAACUAAUUUUCUGGGACACAAACGCGUCUUUUUUCCGCUUUUGUCCGCUAUACAACCCCAAUGUUCCGGUAACCUUAUUCUCGUCCCCCGGUUUGCCUCCGCAUGUCAGCCUUAGUAUCAAACAACCUCAAAGCACCAUACAAGUGUAUGACUACGCCAUGGCAAUCGCCACCAGAAGGUUGCCUGGUGGGUACUAGCAAGAGGUUUGGGCGGGGAGGCGAAACGAUUUUGGAGAGAUAUGGAACGCAAAAGUGAUUCCAGACAGGAAAUGAUUGUGGAAGGAGUCAUAUUGUAUACUUUUUGCUAUGAGGCAUAUGGAAGUAAGUCAGGCUUGGGAUCCAGAUGACACGCGGCUCUUGGUGAGAUGCCAUAUGAAUCGAGGCUUUGCUGCUGCUGGUCUGACCUGGGUUUUGGAAGUGCGCCCUACCUCCAAGACCAAAGCACGAUUAAAGCUUGGAAAUAAAUCUUGGAUAUAGCUCUGGAUGCUUGCAAGAUCUGCCCUAGAAAGUGCAAUUUCAUACUGAGUUCGUCUAUACUCUCUGCUGGGAACUGGGUCCAGGUUGAUAUCAAGGACGCCCAUACAUCUUCAGCACACAGAACACCCAAACACAGCUGACAAUGUGCAACUAUCACCUACUGCAUUACCUUUGCGGCCACACCUCUCUCUGGGCCGGCAGCAACUGCUACGACCUCUACACACAGCUCCAGCGCAUCAACGACCCGCUCUACUACACCUCGCCGUACGCCCACCAGGUCCCAUUCGAGAUGCUGAGGCAGUGCUUGCCGAGUAGGAAUAAUAUCAGACAGCAGAGAGUUGGAGAGUGCUGUGGGUUGGUCGAGUGUUCGAAUGAUAUGGGGUCUCUGUAUGCGAGGAGAUAUGGAUGCGGGACGGAGGAUGCGGCUUGGGGGAAGAGGAUUGGCGUUGGGUGGAGAUAGGGGGAGGUUUUGUUAUUCGAGUUGGAAUGCCAGAGCUGGUAGAAAUUGGGGGCUCUCUUGUGGGCUCGGAAGGUGUGAAAAUGGUUGGGUGUGGCAUCUGUAUUCGUUAUUGAAGAUUUUCAAGCAGCUCAUAUUUAUGGAGGCUUAUUGACGGAGGAGUAGUAUUUUCUCGCAGCCUUCUCCCUUGGCCCAUGACAAUACAAUGACUUUGAAGGGUGAUAUAUUCGAUGAUAUAUUCAAGGUUUAAUAAAUUUUACACGUUAUCCCAUAUAUUCCCCAGCGGAGACGUUAACGGGCGGUCUCCUCUUGUUCGCAUAUCUUACAGUCGGACUCUCCAUUCAACG
Pseudogymnoascus verrucosus is the source of this 3521-nucleotide messenger RNA. RefSeq lists its product as uncharacterized. The transcript has 2 exons. Gene Ontology annotation, molecular function: alkaline phosphatase activity. The record is from RefSeq and is a predicted model, not a curated record. Lineage: Eukaryota; Fungi; Ascomycota; Leotiomycetes; Thelebolales; Thelebolaceae. Bases 140 to 1891 code for a protein of 583 amino acids. Gene Ontology annotation, biological process: dephosphorylation. Gene Ontology annotation, cellular component: fungal-type vacuole membrane.